This is a messenger RNA of Cannabis sativa, 899 nucleotides long. Its product is annotated as rapid alkalinization factor. The record is from RefSeq and is a predicted model, not a curated record. The coding region runs from base 367 to 729 and encodes 120 amino acids. NCBI's taxonomy places the organism in Eukaryota, Viridiplantae, Streptophyta, Magnoliopsida, Rosales, Cannabaceae. The transcript has a single exon.
UGAUAAUAACAUUACACCGUCUCUACUCUACUAAUAGAGUUUCCCUUAUUAUAUUUUCCAUGAAAGUUCCACUAAAACAAAUUAAAAUACAUAUGCAGUAGUUGGAUUGCUACAAUAAAUAUAUUAAGAUAACAAACACACUAGUUCAAUAUAUAAUUUCAAAAAUACCAAGUCUUUAAAAAAGCAACAUUAACUCAAGUCAAAGUAGGGAAAGAGGGUGUUUCGUAAAUAUGAACAAAAGUAGUGUUGUUUUCUAGAAACUCAACUCUCUCACUUUGUCUCAACCCAACUAUAUAAAUAUAUGUAGUCACGACUCACUGCAUAUGUAUAUAUGUAAAGAGAGAGAGAGAGACUAACAAAACAAAAAUGAUUCGUGGGGUGGGGUUUUGGUUGGUCAUAGUACUAGUAGUGGUCAUAUCGUUGUGGUCGGGGGUUGAAGGGGGUAGUGGUGGUGGCAUGGAACACCGGCUGAGCUGGGGACGCAGCACUAGUAGUGGUGGCAAGUGCGAGGGAUCCAUAGCAGAGUGCAUGGCUGAGAACGAGUUUGACAUGGACUCAGAAAUCAAUCGUCGUAUAUUGGCGACCACAGAUUACAUAAGCUAUGGUGCACUGCAGAGGAACACUGUGCCUUGUUCUCGUAAAGGUGCUUCUUAUUAUAACUGUAAACAAGGAGCUGAGGCUAACCCCUACAACCGUGACUGUUCUUCCAUCACUCGUUGCCGUAGUUGAUUAUUACUAUUUCUCUCUCUCUCUGGUUCUUAUUCCUGUUUUCUUUCUCUGAUUUGUUGUAAUAUACAAUAGCUAAAUGGUUUGCAAUAAUAAAAUGUCAAUUCUCGAAUCCUAAAUAUGUAUGUGCUUGUACUUUUUUCAUUGGCAGUAUUAAUAAAUAAUUUUGACUC